This is a messenger RNA of Phoenix dactylifera (date palm), 2156 nucleotides long. RefSeq lists its product as uncharacterized. Gene Ontology annotation, biological process: protein transport. The record is from RefSeq and is a predicted model, not a curated record. Lineage: Eukaryota; Viridiplantae; Streptophyta; Magnoliopsida; Arecales; Arecaceae.
UCUUCAUCAAAAUCCGAAGCCCCAGCCAAGCCAGUCGGCCCUAAAUUUUCAGUCCCUGCAUCGUUCACACGUUAGUCUAAGACACCGUCUUCAAUGCAUUACCUAAUCAAAUUAGAGCUGACUCUUCGUGCAAACAACGGAGCCCAUUACUCGGACCGAGAACUUCUUCAGCGAACUACGCACCCAAAUGCCUUCCUUGCUUUAGUCGGCAACCGCAGAAAAUCCUUAGCCUACAAGAAACCACAUUAGACUAUAAAAGCAAUAGCACUCGCAUCAGUAAUUAUACAGGCAAAACCAGCUGCUUUGCUUCCCCGCAGUGCUCCAAAGCCUCUGCAGUCGGGCGCGGUGGGCUAUUCCAAGGAAGAAAAGAGGAGCAGAUGGGAAAGAAGCUGGAGUUUCUGUGGGGAAGGACCUCAAGGAAGAUAUCCAAGCUUAAGACCCUCCUCGGCCUCACCGUAUCUCGCCUCGCCAUCCUCCGCAACCGCCGCCAGGUCCGGUGUGGCCAGGCCCGGGGCGACGUCGCUCAGCUCCUCCAACUCGGUCAUGUUGACCAUGCUCUCCUUCGGGUGGAGCAUGUGAUGAAGGAGCAGAACAUAUUGGAAGUGUAUGUGAUGAUAGAAGGCUACUGCCAUCUCAUCACCGAAAGGGCUAUCCUCUUGGAGCACCAAAAGGAGUACUGCCCGGAGGAGCUCCGGGAGGCGAUCUCGAGCCUAAUCUUUGCUGCCUCGAGGUGUGGGGACAUGCCGGAGCUGCAGAGCGCUCGAUAUAUAUUUGCAUCCAUGUUCGGGAAGGAAUUCGCCGCUGCUGCAGUCGAGCUGCGGAACAAUUGUGGUGUCAAUGCGAAGAUGAUACAGAAGCUGUCAACCAGACAGCCGAGCCUGGAAAACAGACAGAGGGUGACGAAGGAGAUCGCUGUCGAGAAAGGGAUCGAACUGGAUUUUGAUGAGCCGCCUCCUGAGAUUCCAGAGGUGGAUCCAAACCUGAAACAGAGAAGGAAUCAGAGCCGGCCGGUGGUGAACAUAGCAUCGGAAACCGCCCAGGAGCUGUCUGAAUUGGAUCAGGACGAUAAUUCGUCAUUGAGAUCAAAGCAGGAGUACAAAGAUGUGGCGAGCGCAGCACGAGCUGCCUAUGAAUCUGCGGCACAUGCUGCAGCAGCUGCAAGGGCUGCGGUAGAGAUCUCGCGAUCAGAGUCCCAAGGGAACGAUUCCGGUGGUCUGGGCAAAUCAGACGGUGAAAGGAAAACUGGAUCAUGUGAAAAGACCAGGAAUGAGGACGAAACUUGGACGGGAGUUAGAGACGUUGAGAAGAUCCAUCCCGUCCGGAGCUACAGUUCAGAGUCGGAAGAGGAAAUACCGGCACGUAACAAUAGUUUGCUUCAAAAGGAAAGACUCCGAGAGAAGUUCGCGCCAUGGCUGGAGAGAUCCUCAUCUUCCUCAAGCUCAGAUUCCACUGAGGCUCCUUUCCAGCAUAAAAACAUGGCCUCAAAUGAAUUGGGUUCCCCGGGGCGGAGGGGGAAGGAAAUUUUGUUCGAUAAGGGUGACAGCGAGACAGAAAAGGAUCAGAAUUUAGGAGCGAAUCCAUUACCAACGAGUAGCAGAGUUCUGAGCUUGGGAGGAAGAAAUGGAGGUGGUAACCAAAUGGCCAGGCACGUUGACUUGGCUUCGGAUGAAAGCUUACCUGACAAGCAACGACUCUCUUACCUUCAGCCUCCCUACCGAAGAAACCCAGUAAGAUAUAAUGCGAAGGACUCUUUGCAUGAAGAGAGAGAUAAGAAGGGAUGGGGAUCAAAAAAUGAAGAUGACACCGCAAUGUAUUAUUCUGAAGCAAAAUCACGAACUGGGAGCGUUUACCUGGACGCUGCAGAGAAGUCGCACAUGAAACACUCAAAUGGAGGGAAGAGAGCCGUCUCAGUGAGGACCCGAAGAGGAUUUUAGCUGCAAUUUUCAAGGGGCUGAGGAAGAUAAAUUAACUGUGAGAAAGAUCAAGUAUGCUGUUUCAUGGAUGGAUCAUUGGUUACUUUUGCUUCUUCAGCUGAUGCAUGACAAUGUAAAUUCAGUGCGUUGAUUUUGACGUGUAGCAAGAUUUGGUGUAAUUUUCCGAUAUCCGUUCAUGAGCUCGUUUAAGGAGAGGGUAAUAAAAAACCUAUUUUACCCAUA